This is a messenger RNA of Aspergillus chevalieri, 327 nucleotides long. RefSeq lists its product as uncharacterized. The record is from RefSeq and is a predicted model, not a curated record. Bases 1 to 327 code for a protein of 108 amino acids. Lineage: Eukaryota; Fungi; Ascomycota; Eurotiomycetes; Eurotiales; Aspergillaceae. The transcript has 2 exons.
AUGCUAGAGACAAGUUCCGGCGAAUCCGUUGGGAUUCACCGAAUUGCUGAACCAAGUACCAGUACUGUGUUGAAUGAGGAUGUUUCCACCUCCAUUCUGGUCAAACUGGAUAACUUCAACGACGACCAGUACAUUGUUAAAGUCCAUGACACGGACGACUGCACCGAAAAUAUCGUUGGGACUAUCACCGGCCUUAAUGGUUAUUUGAACAUCUCCCAGAAUGCUACUGGGAAAGCAGUCCAGGUCAUUCCUGUUUCCAGCGAUGGCACCACCAGAGGCUUCGUCACUGAUUAUCAAUACAAUCUCGCCGGUAAAAAUGAGAAGUGA